Molecule: messenger RNA, 971 nt
Organism: Phyllostomus hastatus (greater spear-nosed bat)
Lineage: Eukaryota; Metazoa; Chordata; Mammalia; Chiroptera; Phyllostomidae
Gene: MYL4
Product: myosin light chain 4
Exons: 7
Coding region: 203-784 (193 amino acids)
Cellular component (GO): myosin II complex
Molecular function (GO): calcium ion binding
Source: RefSeq, a predicted model, not a curated record
GUUGUCAGCUGUCCCCUGCUGGUAUUUCUUCCUUUUAUAGUCAGUAGCAGCUGCUCUUGCUCUCACCCAGCCCUUCUGUGGGGGCUCCUGCCCAGGAUAAAAGGAGAGGGAGGUGGCCCAGUCUCCUAUCUCAUUUCCCAGGCACUGCGUCUCUUGAUUUCUUCCUUGGUGCCACCUCCACCAAAGACUCCAACAAGGCAACAUGCCUCCCAAGAAGCCCGAGCCUAAGAAGGAAGCAGCCAAGGCAGCCCCUGCCCCCGCCCCAGCCCCUGCCCCAGCUCCUGAGCCCCCCAAGGAACCUGCCUUUGACCCCAAGAGUAUCAAGAUAGACUUCACUGCCGACCAGAUCGAGGAGUUCAAAGAGGCCUUUUCACUGUUUGACCGGACGCCGACUGGAGAGAUGAAGAUCAGCUACGGGCAGUGUGGGGACGUGCUGCGGGCCCUGGGCCAGAACCCCACCAACGCUGAGGUGCUGCGCGUCCUGGGCAAGCCCAAGCCGGAAGAGAUGAAUACCAAGAUGCUGGACUUCGAGACGUUCCUGCCCAUCCUGCAGCACAUCUCCCGCAACAAGGAGCAGGGCACCUACGAGGACUUCGUGGAGGGGCUGCGUGUUUUUGACAAAGAGAGCAACGGCACAGUCAUGGGUGCUGAGCUUCGCCAUGUCCUUGCCACCCUGGGAGAGAAGAUGACUGAGGCAGAAGUGGAACAGCUGUUAGCUGGGCAAGAGGAUGCCAAUGGCUGCAUCAAUUACGAAGCCUUUGUCAAGCACAUCAUGUCUGGGUGAAACAGCCCCUCCAGGGUGCCUGGCCCUUGGACCUAGGCUGCCCAGGGUGAGUUAGUGAGAGGCCCUGAGCGACUGAGCUGGAGCGGGAGUUCAGGACUUAUCUCUGCCCCACAGCCCAAGGAUCUCAUGGGCCCGUAGCCCUCCCUGUAAAUAAACAGCUCCGGCAAGUCUGGGCCAUGUUCCCUGA